Messenger RNA from Neurospora tetraspora, 1800 nucleotides. Its product is annotated as L-Aspartase-like protein. The record is from RefSeq and is a predicted model, not a curated record. Lineage: Eukaryota; Fungi; Ascomycota; Sordariomycetes; Sordariales; Sordariaceae. Gene Ontology annotation, cellular component: mitochondrion; tricarboxylic acid cycle heteromeric enzyme complex. Gene Ontology annotation, biological process: malate metabolic process; fumarate metabolic process; tricarboxylic acid cycle. Bases 91 to 1692 code for a protein of 533 amino acids. Gene Ontology annotation, molecular function: fumarate hydratase activity. The transcript has 3 exons.
GCCUCCCCAUCCUCCCCCCUCCGGAGCUGUGUCUGUGACCUUUUCUGGUGCGUAUAUUCCUUAAUUUCUAUUCAUCUAGUAUUAGUAACCAUGCUUCGAUCGAUGCGCACUGCCGGCCGCCUGGCCAAGCCUCGGGCUGCUGCUGCCGUUGCUAGCACAUGCCUCUCUGGCACCGCCCGCGUUGCUUCAAAUGUUGCCAGCUCCUCCUCCAAGGUCGCCGUCAGCUUCUCUGCUGCCACCAAGACCUCUGCCCGUUACUUCUCCAGCUCCAGCGCCAUGGCCAAGAACACCAGAAUCGAGACCGAUGCCUUCGGCGAGAUCGAGGUCGAGUCCGACAAGUACUGGGGCGCCCAGACCCAGCGCUCUCUGAGCAACUUCAAGAUCAACCAACCCCAGGACCGCAUGCCUCCUCCCAUUGUCAAGGCUUUCGGUAUUCUCAAGGGUGCUGCCGCCAAGGUCAACACGCGCUACGGUCUUGACCCCAAGAUCGCCGAGGCCAUCCAGCAGGCCGCCAAGGAGGUUGCCGACCUCAAGCUCCUCGACCACUUCCCCCUCGUCGUCUGGCAGACCGGUUCCGGCACCCAGUCCAACAUGAACGCCAACGAGGUCAUCUCCAACCGCGCCAUUGAGAUCCUCGGCGGCACCAUGGGCUCCAAGAAGCCCGUGCACCCCAACGACCACGUCAACCGCUCCGCCUCGUCCAACGACACCUUCCCCACCGUCAUGCACAUCGCCGCCGUCCUCGAGGUCGAGGGCGAGCUCCUGCCCGCGCUCAAGUCCCUCCGCGACGCCCUCCAAGCCAAGGUGGACGAGUUCGAGGCCAAGAAGAUCAUCAAGAUCGGCCGCACCCACUUGCAGGACGCCACCCCCUUGACGCUCGCCCAGGAAUUCUCUGGCUACGUCGCCCAGCUCGACUUCGGCAUCAAGCGCGUCGAGGCCUCUCUCCCUGACCUCCGCCUGCUCGCCCAGGGCGGCACCGCCGUCGGCACCGGCAUCAACACGUACGUGGGUUUCGCCGAGGCCAUCGCCGAGGAAGUCACCAAGAUGACGGGCACCGAGUUCAAGACGGCCCCCAACAAGUUCGAGGCUCUCGCCGCGCACGACGCCCUCGUCCACGCCCACGGCGCCCUCAACACCCUCGCCGCCUCCCUCACCAAGAUCGCCCAGGACAUCCGCUACCUCGGCUCCGGCCCGCGCUGCGGCCUCGGCGAGCUCAACCUGCCCGAGAACGAGCCCGGCUCGUCCAUCAUGCCGGGCAAGGUCAACCCCACUCAGUGCGAGGCCCUCACCAUGGUCUGCGCGCAGGUGAUGGGUAACCACGUUGCUGCCACCAUCGGUGGCAUGAACGGCCAGUUCGAGCUGAACGUUUACAAGCCCUUGAUCAUCCGCAACUUCUUGCACUCUACUCGUCUUUUGGCUGAUGGCAUGCGCUCCUUUGAGAAGAACUUGGUUCACGGCCUGCAGGCGAACGAGGAGAAGAUUGCGAGCAUCAUGAAGGAGUCUCUGAUGCUGGUUACUUGCUUGAACCCCAAGAUCGGAUACGAUAUGGCGUCCAAGGUUGCGAAGCAUGCGCAUAAGAAGGGACUGACGCUUAAGCAGGCCGCGCUCGAGCUGAAGGCGUUGACGGAGGAGGAGUUUGAUGCCCUGGUGAAGCCCGAGUUGAUGAUUGGUCCUACGCCUUAUAAGGGUUAAGUAGUGACUGGGGUGCAAGAGAAGGGGGAAAGGGAGGUGAUGAUAUUUUGUAAUUCUAUGUAGAAUGAAGCUCAAUGAUACCAUUUUGAAGUACACAUCUCAGUUCAC